AUGCCGGGCUGCUCUUGCUGUCGAAGCGCCCGCGACACUUACCAGAACAUGGUUCCGUCGUUCGGACAGCAACUUACUUUCUGCCCGGCCUGCAGGUUGUGUUAUCGACUAAUUGAUCCUAGAAAUUUCUCAGCUGCCGCGCUGAACGCGCGCACCCCAGCAGCCUUGUCAGCCCCGUGA
Purpureocillium lilacinum is the source of this 180-nucleotide messenger RNA. NCBI's taxonomy places the organism in Eukaryota, Fungi, Ascomycota, Sordariomycetes, Hypocreales, Ophiocordycipitaceae. The record is from RefSeq and is a predicted model, not a curated record.